Molecule: messenger RNA, 1590 nt
Organism: Prorocentrum cordatum
Lineage: Eukaryota; Dinophyceae; Prorocentrales; Prorocentraceae
Source: the annotation of a GenBank genome assembly
AUGAUGGGCGCGUACGCGGCUUAUCUGCAGGGGUCUGUGGAGGCCGGGAGCGUCGCCGCCGCAGACUUGCGGCAGUGGCCGCUGACGCAGGGCCUCGACCGAGUGUUGAAGCUCAGCAAGGAGUUGGCAGUGGUGAGGCCGCUGACUAGCGCCAUGGUGAUGAACUACUGCCAGCCAGCCGACCGCUUCGGCACCAUCCACGAUCUCGAUUGGCUGUUGGUGCCACCUUUUGGUGAGCCAGGCGUUCCAGAUGCGGGGCUGCUCUCCGACACCGAGCUAUUCAUAUAUCUCGUCGACGCGCCGUGGUGCAGGGCGCUGGACCCAGUGUUGGUGGCGCAGCUGGAGCGGGUGGCACGCAGGGUGCACUUGGUACCGUACACCGGAGGCCCAGGCCGAGAGGAGCAGACGGCAUAUUUCAAGUUCCUCGCCGAUCACUACGACAGCCUGCCGGACUUCACCAUCUUCGUGCACCCAGAUGCGCCAGAGCACCAGGGCGAGGAGUUCCCGGCCCUGAAGCGCGCCCUGCGGCUGAUCCGGACCGGGUCCGAGCUCGCCUACGAGACCAUCGGGUACUACCCCCUCGCGGAGCAGAUGGUGGUCGACCCGAAGCGAGCGUGGGGUUCCAGCUUCAAGGCGACCUGGCGGCGCUUCUGGCGGCGGGUCUUCGGCCACUCCUGGACCGACCUGGACUUCGUGCCGCCGCGCUGCUUCUGGAACCAGAGCGGGGGCAGCUACAUCAGCGGCGCCGUGGACGGUCACGAAGACCCGCUGACGCUGCCGGCCGCGAAGGCCCUCUGCGCCUCUCUGCCCUCGUGCGCGGGCGUGACGUGCUACACCCCGUCCGUCGACGUCGAGGACCUGGAGCUGUACAUCUCCACCGUUCGGGCGGGCAGCCCCUCGUGCACGGUGCGCCGCGGGGAGCCGCCAGAGCCGCUGGCCUCGCCCUCCGAGCUGGAGACCAGCUUCCGGAAGAGGUGCGCCGGGGAGGGCGGCUCGGCGCACCCGGACGCGGACGCGAACGCCUCGGGCCCCGCCGACGACGACAGGCCCGCCGUGUUCUCGAGGCACGUGGGCGCGUACCUGGCGGACUACGCCGCUGGCGACGACUCGGCGCGCGCCCCGAGGCUGGCACGGGCCCGCUGCAGCCAGUUGGGGCCCCUCUGCGGGGGCAUCACCUGCGACCUGGAGGAGGCCCGCUGCACGGUGCGCGCCGGCUCGGAGCUCAUAGCGAGCCCGUACCCAGAGGUGUCCUACUUCAAGGAGCUCGGCGGCGCCGACGGGGAGGCGGACGGGGUGGCACCCGUGGUCGACGCCUACCGAGAGGCCAGCGACGUGUUCCAGUUCUACACGGGCUCCCAGUCCGUGGUGCGCAGGGACCGCCUGCGCGCCUGGCCGCGCGAGCAGCUCGCCGCCUUCGGCUCGGAGGGCGAGUUCUGCACGGAGAUGAGCGGCUACUACGAGGCCGCCUGGCACCGGAUGUUCGGCGAGCCGCUGUCGCAGUGGCCGCGGGAGCUCGAUCCCAGGCUGCCCCUGCAUCUCAAGUGGGGCGUGCGCACGAAGUAUUCGUAUGGAGACGAGGGCGUCAUCUGA